Messenger RNA from Moneuplotes crassus, 483 nucleotides. The record is from the annotation of a GenBank genome assembly. NCBI's taxonomy places the organism in Eukaryota, Ciliophora, Spirotrichea, Euplotida, Euplotidae.
UACAUUUCAGGAUUUGUAGAUAGAUAUCAUAAUUCUUAAAACUUUAUGCAUUCUUAGUAAAAUUUCAGAUGUAUUAGAAGAUAGAUUAGUUAUAACAUUUUAUAGAGCAACAACCAUGCUUGAUCUACACAGAUCAAGAGGAAGAAUUAGAAGGGAAUUUACAGUGAGGUUCCCUCAUUUUCAAAUCCCUGGAGAGCUUGGAACAGUAGCUCAAUUUAUCAAUCCAGAGGAAGAUAACCAAAGAACAUGCUCUGACGAUAUUUUGAGAAGCUUAAAAAAUCAAGAGAUCAAAAGUGACAAUAUUUCAGAAUUUAAAGAGGAGAUAUGCUCAAUAUGAUUAGGUCAGUUUGAAAUAGGAAGCAAAGCUAUCACUCUCAAAUGAAACCAUAAGUUUCACUGAGACUGUAUCAGAAGGUGGCUCCAGCAGAGGCAGAUAUGUCCUUAUUGUAGAGAGGAAAUUUCAUUAAAUCAGAGUAGUUAAUU